Messenger RNA from Metarhizium acridum CQMa 102, 1209 nucleotides. RefSeq lists its product as uncharacterized. Gene Ontology annotation, biological process: GABA catabolic process. Gene Ontology annotation, molecular function: succinate-semialdehyde dehydrogenase (NAD+) activity. Lineage: Eukaryota; Fungi; Ascomycota; Sordariomycetes; Hypocreales; Clavicipitaceae. The record is from RefSeq and is a predicted model, not a curated record.
AUGGCCAAGCGAAGGAAAGAGCUUGGGGAGUACUUGAACCAGGAAAUCGGAGCGAACCAAGGCUACCAGGACUUCAUCAUUGGUCUGUCCAUCGAGGGCCUCAAAGAUACUGCAGGAAGGAUUGCUGGCGCCUGCCAGGGCUGGGUUCCCGAGUCGGUUCAUGAGGGAAUGAAGGCAAUGGUUCUGAAACGCCCGUAUGGCGUCAACUUGGGCAUCGCUCCAUGGAACGCCCCCUAUCACCUGGGCUUUCGAUCCGUCACUUUCCCCCUGGCCACCGGAAACACGGCCAUCUUGAAGGGAGCAGAGUUCUCGCCCCGCUGCUACUGGGCCAUAGCAGACAUUUUCCGAGAAGCCAGCCUCCCUGAUGGAGUGCUGAAUCUACUAUUUCAUCGGCCGGAUCAUGCGGCAGCAGUCACGGAGUCCCUUAUCGCCCAUCCUCAUGUCAAGAAAAUUAAUUUUACCGGCAGCACAAAGGUCGGCAGCAUCUUGGCAGCAUCUGCAGGGAGGCACCUCAAGCCCUGCUUGAUGGAGCUUGGCGGCAAGGCCAAUGCCAUUGUGCUCAAGGACGCUGACCUUGAGAAGGCAGCGGUCCAAUGCGCCACGGGGGCUUUUAUGAAUGCCGGCCAAAUCUGCAUGUCAACCGAGCGCAUUCUAGUACACGCCUCGGUGGUAAGAGACUUCGAGCCCAUCUUGAAGCGCACCAUCAAUGAUAUUUUUGGCUCGACUCUGGCUACGCCGACCUUGGUCACAUCCGCAUCGGCGGCGCGUAACCGGGCUCUUGUCCAGGACGCCAUCUCUAAGGGAGCCACGAGCCUGGACAUCUGCUCUGCUGACCUUGGAGAGAUGGUCGAGACCAAGAUGCGGCCCGUUGUUCUGACCAAUGUCGACAAAUCAAUGGAAUUGUACGGCGGAGAGUCAUUUGGUCCCAGUGUAUCCCUCUAUUCCUUCGACUCGGAAGAGGAGGCCAUCGAGUUGGCCAACGAUACUGAGUACGGCUUAGCAGCUUCGGUUUUCACUGAGAACCUUGGCUCUGGCUUCCGUAUAGCUGAGAGGCUCGAGUCGGGCGCGGUGCAUAUCAACUCCAUGACGGUGCACGAUGAGUAUUCUUUGCCGCAUGGUGGAGUGAAGAAGAGCGGCUGGGGUCGAUUUAACGGGUAUCAGGGUCUGAAUGAGUUCCUGUACUGCAAGACGGUGACUUGGAUGGACUAG